AUGGGGGCCAACUCCACUAAGCUAGAGAAGGCGUUGGCCGAGGCCCCAGAGGAUGAGCGAUAUUAUGGACUUGAAAAUUUUGGUAACACUUGCUACUGCAACUCAGUGCUUCAAGCUCUGUAUUUCUGCAAGCCGUUCCGAGAACGAUUGUUAAAAUAUGCUGCAACGUUACCGAGUAACACAGAAGAGAACUUGCUGAACUGCCUUGCGGAGCUCUUCGCCCAGAUAAACUCGAGCAAGAAGAAGGUGGGGGUGGUGUCGCCGAAGAAGUUCGUAACGCGCCUUAAACGCGACAACGAGGUCUUCCGGGGACACAUGCACCAGGAUGCUCACGAGUUCCUGAACUACCUCCUCAAUCAGAGCUGUGAGCUACUGGAGCAGGAGGCGAGAGCCAACCAAAAGCAACAGCAGCUAGCAGGAGGGGCAGGAGGCGGAGGGGGCCCGGGUUCUCAGCAAGGGGCCCCGCGGGAGCCCAUCACCACCUGGGUACAUGAGAUAUUCCAGGGCAAGCUGGUUAACGAGACGCGGUGCCUGCACUGCGAGACGGUCACGUGUCGCGAGGAGGUGUUUAUGGACCUCAGUCUGGAGAUUGAGCAGAACACGUCGCUCACCUCGUGCUUGAGGAACUUUAGCUCCAUGGAAAUGUUGGAUCGGGACGACAAGUUCUUUUGUGACCAGUGCUGCUGCCUGCAGGAGGCGAAGAAGCGCAUGUUGCUGCGCUCCGCCCCGCCCUGCCUCAUCCUGCACCUCAAGAGGUUCAAAUACGUGGAGGCGCAGGGCAGGCUCCGCAAGCUGAUGUACCGGGUCGUGUUCCCGAUGGAGCUCAAGUUGUCCAACACCACGGCGGACGACCCGGGGGCCGCGGACACCCUCUACACGCUGACGGCGGUGGUGGUGCACCUGGGGAGCGGCCCACACCACGGCCACUACGUGUCCCUCAUCAAGAGCGGCCCCCAGUGGCUUUCCUUCGACGACGAGUCCGUACUGCCCAUCACGGAAAGCGAGGUGCAGAGCACGUUCGGAUCCACCUCCGAGUACGGACAAAACAACAUGGACCACGGCUACAUACUCUUCUACGAGCGGGCGGGAGGCUAG
Volvox carteri f. nagariensis is the source of this 1095-nucleotide messenger RNA. RefSeq lists its product as uncharacterized. The record is from RefSeq and is a predicted model, not a curated record. NCBI's taxonomy places the organism in Eukaryota, Viridiplantae, Chlorophyta, Chlorophyceae, Chlamydomonadales, Volvocaceae. Gene Ontology annotation, cellular component: nucleus; cytosol. Gene Ontology annotation, molecular function: cysteine-type endopeptidase activity; cysteine-type deubiquitinase activity. The transcript is spliced from 8 exons. The coding region runs from base 1 to 1095 and encodes 364 amino acids. Gene Ontology annotation, biological process: protein deubiquitination.